GUCAGGCACUAGCCUCGCACCCAGCAUCAUCUCUGUGCAUGUCAAGCGCCAGAGUUCCGCGCUUUGUUCCGACGUAUGCUCAAUCACCAGCGCUGGUGACCUUAUCCAAUUCGACUCUUGCUUGCCGAACGACGCCACUUGCCUCUGCUCCACAGCAGCCAACCUCUCCCCGAGCUGUUUCCAGUGUAUCUUGCAGGAUGCCGGAGUUUCGGAAUCCCAGUGGAGUCAGACGUGUAAUGCCGCAGCUCCCACGAUUUCGGCGUUCCUACCGGCAUCCACAAAUGCAACGUCUGUCUGUGUCACACAGGAUGUAUCGAGGACCAAAAUAUGCCCGCAUAUGGCGUGUUGACCGUAAGCCCCCCUCAGCACUCUCCAGCGAACUGAGAGACCUGACGCAUCCCGGUACACAGGCUUGCGGGUUUGAAAACUCAUGCAUCUGUGCCGCUACUCAGCUGACAAGCGGCUGCCAACUCUGCGUUCUGACACAGCUGGGAAUGCACCUGGCACAACUCAACAGCAUGUGCAACUCGUCGUCUUCCACCGCCUCGGGUGCAGGUCAGAGCACCAGUACGACCACGACGAGCGGCAGCGGGGCGACGAUGACACCAGCAAGGGGUCAAACGACAAGCGACGGAACGAACGCCAUGCCAGUUGGUCUCGUAGAAGUGGUGGGGAUGAUGCUUCUCGGAAUGAUCGCACUAUUGGUGUAAUUCCCAAAGCUUGGAGGGUAUCUCUGCACAAUGAAAUUUGACUCUGGAAUUGUGAUAUGGCCUUCCUCUUUCUCUUUUUUCUUCUGAGGCAGCUAGGUAGCUACGAAGAAGACUGUAUCCGGGCUGUGUCUGUUGAUCGAAAUCUUUUCAAGUCUUGGAAUGAGUCAAAGAUAUGGACACAGCAUGCUUGAAACCAUCGUGAUUCCUCUCCCCAUCAGCAACAAUGACGGGUCACAUUCUGGAUGUUCUAUGACCAAUCCAGCCUGACCAGAAUAGCACCCCAGUCCAGACGCCAAUAGAGAUAAGACCAACCCGUAAGGGUCUCGAGUGGAAGUGUAUUUCCAAGAGAGUGUUCCAGCUUCCAUUCACUGCCGGAGAGCGUAGAAGUUACGUCAGACUGAAACAGAGCGUCAAGGAGUAGACGCUGGUGAUUACGAAGACGACCCUUGCAAACCCGAGGUUGGGUUCCUUGCUUAAAGUGGUUGGGGAUGCUCCGCCUUGCUAUGGCGGUGUUCCGAUAAAACCAGCCGAAAGGAGCGGAGGUGUCGGAGAAAUUAGAAGAGGUCGGGUUCAUGUUAGAAGUCGGAUUUCCGCCCUGUGAGAACCGGAAGCGGCAUCUCGGGUGCCGACGGUGGGCGUCUAUCCGUGAGAUGGCAGUCUGAUUAACAGGAGGAGAACCUGCUUGAGUGAUUGGGAAGCCGUCAAGCCGUUCGUCCAUAUAAUUGAC
Molecule: messenger RNA, 1437 nt
Organism: Dacryopinax primogenitus
Lineage: Eukaryota; Fungi; Basidiomycota; Dacrymycetes; Dacrymycetales; Dacrymycetaceae
Exons: 2
Coding region: 39-710 (223 amino acids)
Source: RefSeq, a predicted model, not a curated record